Messenger RNA from Poecilia latipinna (sailfin molly), 8675 nucleotides. RefSeq names its product NHS-like protein 1. The coding region runs from base 662 to 6994 and encodes 2110 amino acids. Gene Ontology annotation, biological process: cell differentiation. The transcript has 9 exons. NCBI's taxonomy places the organism in Eukaryota, Metazoa, Chordata, Actinopteri, Cyprinodontiformes, Poeciliidae. The record is from RefSeq and is a predicted model, not a curated record.
GAUGCCACCUCCUGGUUUCUGGAGGGUCAGAAAUGAGUCGGGAACAUGUGGAGGUAGAAACCUGUUGACUCUGGCCAUCUGCAGACCUGGAUAAUCCCUGUUAGCAGAUUAAAGCAGGCAGAGCGCAGGCAGAGCGCAGGCUGGUUUCUGGAGGAGACGAAGGUUUGGGAUGUUUGUUUUGUUCUGUGAAGGAAUGAGAAGAAGCUGCAGAGUUUCACUCUAAAUCUGGACGUUUUUUUGGUUGUUUUUGAUCAGGAAAGGUGGUCAGACAUGUGGAAAUCCUUUUAAUCUGAAAAACCUGAAUUCAUUUUCAGUGUCGUGGGAAAAACUUUGAUGAACUUACUGGAUUUACUCUGAAGAAUCUCCUUUGACUCAUUUUUCAGCUUCAACUGCAGAAUUAAAAAGUUGCUACAUGCAGGACGACCGAUUACUUUCCUCUGCAAGAUUAAACAAGUUAAAGGCUUUUGUUUUGAAGUGCUACAGCUUUAGAAUUGAUUAUGUUUUUGAACUUAACUAGGAGAAAAAGUGUUUUGCCCGGUUUUGGAAACAUUAUUUCAUGAACGCUUUGUGUUGUCAAGCUAACAGUGGAUCUAUUUUGGUACUGAUAUCAUGAGACAUUUCAUGAAUCAGGCUUCGUUCUCCAUCUAGCCAAUCAGACAGGAUGAUUUCGUACGUCGACUGUCUGGGCGGCGAGGGGGCGGGGCCUGGAGCGUCGUCACAAUGCUGGAACGGCGGACCCGACGAAGAGCGCGAUGAGCUUCUUCCGCGCAAGAUGGCCGCCCUGCAGCCGAAGACGGAGGGCAGCCUGAGGCGGCGCCUGCUCAGCGCCAAGAUCUACCAGCAGCAGAGCGCCAUGAUGGGGCUGAACGCCAGGCCGGCGCCACCUUCAGGUGACAGGAAGCCCCUCCCACCUCACCUUCAGGGAAACCCCUGGCUCCUCCCACCGCGGCAGCAUGUUCACCCGUCCCUCCCACUGGAGGCUCAUGGGAAACUCUUCUUCUCCCCUGAGUCAUGUGGGAAGAGUCAGACCUCGCCCCUGCAGGUGCCACGCCCCUCCUGCCCCAUCCUCAGCCAUCGGCGCCGGACCAGUUCCUGCCCCCCGUCCCCAGAACCCCGCCCCGGCUACGCCCUUCCUGCCCCCAACCUGUUGGACGUCGCAAACCCUCCAAAGGAACCACAGGUGCCACCGCAGUACCGCUACCAGCCCACCAAGAGGCACAAGACCAGAUGUCUUUGGUUCCGACGUCGCCAGGGGAAAGGCUCAAAGCAGGAAGCCUUGUCGACCACACCGCUUCUCCAGAAAGCCGGGGACAGGGACAGCAAAUGGUCCGUUCACUACAGUACCCAGAAGCCUCCGCAGGGUCUGCGCUUUAUUCCUGGGAAACGGCGGUCGGGCAGCGCUGAUGACCUGCGAGCUUACAACGGGCUGACUCAGCAUGACUGCUUCAAGCCCCGCCCACCAAGUCCCACCUUUGCUCCACUGUGCGGUCUGGACCAAUCAGAGGGCGGCGCUCACAGAGGCUGGCGGAGCAGAGGCAGAGCAAUGAGGUCCAGAGUCUUGGACUUUUUCUCUCAGUCUUGUUUUUCAGUUUGUUUCAAGUUUUCAUUUUGGAGGAGAAAGUCUUCAGCGUCUUCAGAUGAAGAUGAGAAGUUCUUCCUCCCCAACCCGCGACCCAUGACCCCACUGGUCCUGAAUCCCAUCAGUCUCUCUUCCUGCUGGGAUGAUGGAUCCGACACGGAGCCUCUUCAGCGCCUUCCAACGCCGGAGGAGAAGAUGAGGCAGCAGGCGGAGGCCGUUGCAGCUGAUAUAGUUCCUAUCAACGUAACGGGUGAGAGUUUUGACCGACAGGCCAGUUUUCGGAGAACAAUCUCUAAUGGAGACUCGUUAAACCGAAGACCUCAUAAACUGAGCCGCCGUAAAACCGUUUCUGCAAUAUCGGACGAUGUCAUCCCCAAGCCCUCGGUUCCAGUGAAUCUACCUGGCCAGUACUCAACAGUGGGUCGACUUCCUUCCUCAUCCUCCUCCUCACAUCAGCAAAACAGCAUGGAGGAGGCCAUGGAGGAGAGUGAAAGAGACAAAAAGGAGGGACCGUCUACCUCCAGGAGAAUCAGAGCCCCAAAGGGUGAGGGCAUGUCCAGCCUCAUGGCCUCCCUGACCGCCUCACCAAAUGUUGGCAAGCAGCCCAACUCCUGUCACUCGUCUUCCUCUGAGAUCGACAGCCUCCCCCGUAUUCCCACCAACUCCUCUCUGAGUUCGGAGGUCAGCUUUAACAGCACCACCUACAGGACACUCAGUGCUUCCUCAUCUUACAGCCAGUCGCAGGAUCAGCAAGGUUUCCCAAGUGAUUUCCAGCCAUUGUUGCCCUACGAUCCUAAUGUCAGAGUCAUACCCCAAUCUCCUUCUUCCUCGUCGUCUUGUUUUCCUUCUUCUCCUGUCAACUCCUGCAUCUCUGACACCCCCAGCCAAUUGCAAUCAGAGUGGUCUUAUCCCAGUGAUAGGCCUUUAAAUGACGGCUCUUCUCACUACCUCUCCUCUUCAAGCAUCGCUGAUUCUGUGUCUCAGUUUAGUUACCAGGCUCUGGCCGAUCAUACCAUGACCCAGCAAAAUGCCCAGAACUUCUCUGAUGGUGACUCCUGCAGUGGGGAAAGCUGGAGCUACAGGCCUCUUUCUCCUACCUCCAGCAUCCACAGCGGUAUCACCCAGGACACAAGAUGUGUCUCUGAAGAAGGCUGGAACUGUGAACCCCUUCUUUCUUCUGGUCGCUCCACCCCUCUCUGCAUUGACAACGCCUCCCUUUCUUCAGAGAAGAUGUCUUCAUCUCCCUUGCUGAACCGGGAGAAAAGGAAGUCCAGCACUUCAGCAUUCUACUCUCGCUCUAUGACACGCAGCAUCUCCCUACACAAGUCCAAGCGCCCACCUCCCCCGCCACUGCGCUCCGACUCCUUGAGGCGCCGGCCAGGUCGCAGCAAGGCCUCGCGUUCAACAACAAGCCCACGUCCUGACCGGAGUCCUCGUGUGGAUCGUAGCACCUUGCACACACCUAAAUCAUCUCCUCAGACCUUCCCUGACCCCUGGGUGCCCAGGAGCAAUGCAAAAAGACAUCAGAGUGGUCUGAACUGUGGGACAGUCACAACCUUCGAGCCUUUAAGUCCAAACUCCCAGAAGGCAACUUCCACUGACUCCGACCCUUCCAGUGCCAACCCAAUGAGCCCCAAAUACUGCCUAGCGCUUAACCCUGGAUAUCCAAGUUCAGAGGAUAAAGAUCUGAAACUCUCUCUCAACCAUCCACCUGACUCCUCUGUUGCUGGGCUUCAGCGCCUUGCCUCUCCAUCCAGUGGUUACUCCAGCCAGUCUAACACCCCCAGUCCUGGAACUCCAGUCUCUUCACCCCACAAUCCUUCCUCCCCUCUUACAGCAAGCCCAGAAGCAUUUUCCCUUCCUCCAGCCACCCCUUUCUUUAGCUCAUGCUCUUCAACCUCACCAUUUUCCCCCACAGCCUCUUCCCUCCCCAGGACCAGGUCUCGAGGAAAAGGGAAGCCAAAGCCUCCAGUGCCACAGAGGAAGUCAUCACUUCUCUCUUCCUCAUUUUCCUCCACCUCCUCUCUCUCCUCCUACACCUCAUCUGACUCCUUAGCCAGGCAAUCACUUCUCCCUCCUCCUCCUCCACUUCCACAGUCCUCUCCCCCUGCUUCCAAGUUCUGCUUUCAAACUCCUGAUCUUCUUCCUCCUCCACCUCCUCUUCCUCCCCCUCCACUCCCACAGUCCACUUUUCCAGUCCCUGAGUUUUGCCUUCGUGCUCCUUGUCUUCCACAUCCUCCUCCACCACCACCUCCUCUUCCACAGUCUUCUCCUACAAUCCCUGGGUUCUGCCUCUCUGUCUCUCCAGCUAUCACUUCUAUGCCUCCACCUCCUAUACAGUCUCCUUCUUCUUCUCCUCCUUCACCACUUACAACUCCUUCAAAACCUGAAUUUUGCCUCCAUGUUCCUCUGUCUUUUACCAAGCCUCUUCCACUUCCCAAUGAUCUCCCACCUUUAUCUCUACCCCCUCCUCCUCCUCUACCUAUCCCCACCCGGCCUCCUCCUCCUCCCUACUCUUAUGCUGUGAGGCAGACCUCACAUCAUUCUCUGGGCUCGUCUGUACCAUCCCACUUUGAUCCUUCGCCACCCUGCCAACCUUCUCAACCAUCUUUUGAAUUAUCUGACUUAGCCGACUCCCCUCCUCCGCAACCUUCUCCUCCAUCACCUGCUCUCUCUGAAGCUUCCUCCUUUUCCUUUCUCCCAUCAAGUCCAAGCACAUCUCCAAGGCCCCUCUCUCAUCUGAUCACCCCUCAAGCUUUGCAGUGUGUCAAACUCCGCUCGGUCAAAAACCAGGCAGUACAGCAAACCGAACAUGACCCAACUGACAGCCAACUUCACACUGAAGUUAGUGUGUUACUAACUAACGGUAACCAGACGGAAGAGACUCAACCAGACUUUGAUGCAUUAAAUGAGUCCUUUCUUGAUUGUCUUGCCAAUGCUGAUGGAGACAUGUCUCCACCUGGAGCAAAACAGGCUACCUAUAAUACAGCUAGCAGUGACACAAGUCCAUUAUUAGCCAACAGCAAUGGCCGAGUCAGUACUAAAGUAAAACAGACAGAACUGUAUUGCAAAGACCCAAUGAAAAGUGAGAGUGGGAUUUCCACUGCAGAGUCAGGUGAUACGAAGCUUCAAAGACAACAAGGCAGCUCAGUUAGCGAGAAAGACCAUGACUUUAAGCUUAGCAAAGAAAUCACACAAAAUGUCCAGGUCAAUGGGCAACAGAAUAAAGAUUCAGACAUGUGUCCCCCUAUGGCGAGUGUGAAUGUCUCCAGUCUUGACAGUCCAUGGGUAAAAAUGUGUCCUGAUGAUGAUGACACAUGUUGCAUGAAUAAUAAUAUCCACAAUCCUCCAUUAGAGCAACCUUCCUCAGAAACAGACUUCGCAAAGGAUAUAAAGAGAUUGAGAGAAAAGAAGACCAACGUAACAGAAAAGAUAAACGAAUAUGAAAGAAAUGAAAAGAAUAAAUCAGAAAUACAGAAUAAGACUGAUGUGAAAAACAAUAAUAGGGAUGUUCAGUCAAGCAGUCCAAGGAAGCUGUACUCUCCAGAGAAACCUGCCCCCCCUAAGAAGCCUGAUCUUGGCAUUCUGGGUCCCUUGACAUCCCCAAAGCCUAGAAGAGUACCAGGAGGGCCGAGUAGCCCUGGGCAUAACACAGAGUCCUGCCCUAGACCUAACACUUUAGAUUCCUUUAACAAGCAGUCCCAUAUAUCUAGCAACAUGCCAUCACCAAAGCACUUGACAAACACCUCUGACAAUUCAGAAAUACCAGGAUGCUCGAUGAACUCAAGAAACUCACCUGCCAGUUCUCCUCAAAGGCAGAAGCCACAGAUUUUGCACAAGAAGCCAGAUCCUUCGUUGACCUCUCCCAAAACAGCAAAACCAGCUUUUGCAUCCAAACACACUGGAGAGAAACUCAAAGGGACUUCAGCAAACAGUCAUACUUUAGAAACUCAGACCACAAUGGAAACCAGAAGCACCUUAGAAACUAGAGCUGGUAAUACUUACAACAAAUCCUGCAGCUCAUCACAAAUGAUCGAUGUCUAUGAGACCCAUCACUCUUCAGGGUCCCCAUCAGUGGGGAUGGGUCCCUCAGGAGUCCGUGAAACCACUUCUACCUGGACAGAAGCAAUUCAAUCUGGGGUGGCUGAGCCUCGUUUUGGUAGGAUCAUUGGGACAAGGCAGCAAGAUGAGGAGAUAACCAACCACAGGAGGUUUAUGAAGUCCUCACUUGCUGAAGAUGAAGAUGAGGAAGAGGAAGGUAGAGUGGAAGACAAGGAGAGGAAGAAAACAGUCAUGAUGAUGAUGUCAUCCCACAAAAAAGGUAAAUCCAGGAGAGUGAGGAAGAGGCGGCCAGGCCGACAGUUGUUGAUGAUGUCACCAAAAUUGGAGCCCUCUCCCUCAUCGUCAUCAUCGUCCUCCUCUUCGUCAUCAUCUUCAUCAUCAUCAGAAGAUGACCCAGAUGUGAUAAAAGAAAGGGUCGACAGGCGAAGGAAAUUCAAAGUUUGCAACCAAGAGACGAGUGACUCUGAAAGCUCGUACACUCUGAUUGGUCAGAGCAGGUUUUCCCUCAGCAGUUUGCUGUCAACUGAGAGCCUGCAGGGGGAGCUAUCACUGCCAGACCUCCUGAUCAAAGAACCAGAUGAAGAGGAGGAAGAACCAGGAAAGGAAGAGCCCCAAGGUGAUGAGGCCAAGGAGGCUAGCAGGUCUUCAGAUGACGAUGUGUUCGUCAACGUUUCGGCGGAUCAGAUGUUGGUCUCCGGUCGUCCUCGAACUACAGAAGAUCUGUUCACCAUCAUCCACAGAUCGAAGCGAAAGAUGCUUGGAAGAAGAGACUUUGGAGAACUCCCUCUGUCCUCCUCUUCAUCUUCGUCCUCUUCCCCUCCAGAGACUCCCACUGAACCCCACCUGACCCAGGCAGCAGGGUUCAGGAACCCCAGGUCAGCCAGGAGUGAGAGUUUUAAGGCUCUGCUGCUGAGGAAGGGCAGUCGAGUCGAGGCGUCUUCCAGGAUCUCGGCAGUGGAGCGCCUUUGUGUCGGUCAGUUUCCACCUCCUGCUGACCCUCAGAAGACGCCUCCUCCUCCCCUGACCUCUGACCCGUUGGAUGAUGGGAGGUCCAGCAGCUUUCUGACUGUGAACGCCCCUCCGUUAUCUCCCUGCGCGCUCUCCAUGAUGUUUGGCUGGAGGCGCCGGGAUCUGAUGCUGCUCACCUCUUCCUCACCCGUCCUUGUCUUCUCCUCCUCCCACAUGCGACCUCGCUCCCUCACUCCCCCCUGCUCCAGCAGCCGUCGGUUCGCUGGACGCUGCCGCCUCUUCGCCGCCCCCAUGACCGCCAUCUUGGAAGGGGAAAAUGAGGAGGAAGAUGGAGAGAUUUUAGUUGGAAGAGAAUCCAGUCUGAGCAUGGUCGAGGCUUCUUAACCGACACGCUGACAGAUAAAAGCAGCUCUGAAAUGUGUGGAUCAACCUGGACUGAUUAGACUGAAGCCUCCCACAUAAGCCUGGUUCCAGCCCUUAUGGGUCCCCUCAUGACCGUGGACUGAAUUCCUCCAGAACCCAAACUCAUUAGUUGUGUUUCUGUCAACAUUUUUUUAAAGUAUUGCAUUAGAAACAGUUGACGUAAUAUUCUAAAUAACUUCCUCAAUAACACUCACUUGUUGAGUUAAUGCUCUAAAGUGGAGAAGGAAAGAUCAGAUGUAGUGAACACUCCCAUCCACUGGUGGGUCUGUGCCUUACCAGAGGCACCAAACCAGAAAUAUUUUAAAAUCUGUGCUAGCUAGCAACCUCUACUUUCUGAUUAUUACAGCCAUGCGUACAUCAACAUCUGACGAAAUUAAUCUUCAGCCUGGUUGAUGGAAACACAUCAAACUUGCAUCGUCUUUUUUGUGACAUUUUAAAAGUUCACUCAGAAUAACAAAAUAACUUGGUUAUAUUUGAAAGCUUAUCAGUAAAGCAGUUGCUAACUGAUCGUUAGCUUGCAGGGGUGCAAGUGCAAAAGCUUUGAAGUAUGACUAUUUACCAUUUUUCCUGAAUAAACUCAAAGCAAUACUCAACAUACUGUAUUUUACAAUUGUAACUUUGACUCUUAACAGUUCUGGGAAUUUGAUGGAAAUGUUGAGAAACCCAGUUUCUUUUCGGAGCAUCUUCUCAGUCGGACUCUCCACUAUAAACUCUGUUUAACGUUGGACUUUAUCUGCCUGAUUUACUUUUUAAUAUCGUUUACAGUUUCCACUGAUUUUAGUUUUACUGCUGGAUGUUUAUCUUAUCUUGUGAUGAUGUCACACUUUUAAAUCCAGUUUCAUCUCCACAUGUACAGUUUAUACAUGAGAUUAGAGGUUCACUAGCGUUUCUCCUGAACUUUUCUUGUUUACAGUAUAAAAGUACAAAGCUGCACAAAGUCAACAUUAAUCUUUAAAUACCCAUAUUUACUAACCUGGAGUCAGUUAAAAUUCUAUUAUCUUUGAUUUUGAGGACAGCUGGCUGUAAAGUUUUUAUUUCUCUACACUUGGAGACAUAAAUCAUAUUUACUAUGAAUGUUUUAGUCUUUUUUUAUACAUCGUCAUGUUUAUAACAGUUUCACUGAAAUAUAUGGAAACAAUUCCACUUUAACUUUGUUUGGAUUAGAAAAAAAAAUUAUUUUUAAGUGAGAUGCUGUAAUUUGUGUUUCUGGUUUGAUUUGGGUUUUUACAGGUUGAGAUAUUUCUAAACCUGCUUUCCUCUAUUAAGACGACUGAAAUGAAUGCGAAAAUAUUUGUUUCCUGUAAAUAACCCUGUUUGGCUCUACUUUCUUAUCUUGUUUUCAUGUUUUUACCUGAUUUCUUAUUUGUAGCAUCUCAGUAAGUAAGAGUCUGUUUGACUCUCCAGAACUAGACGAAGUGGGAAAAAGAUGUUUAAUGGCUAAGAGGAUGUGCUGCUGUUCAGUUUGGGGACCCGUUUGUUUCCUCUGUGAAUGUUAAAGCAGGUUGGAUGUAAUAAAUGUAAAAACAGUUUAGAAAGGAAGGAAGCACUGUGAAGUAAAACAAAGAGAUGGAAACUGAAUGUGUUUAGAAAGAAGAGUUUAUAUGUAAGAAGAUGUUACUGAAGCAAUAAAGAAAAAACUCUG